AAUAACGUUAAGCCGUUCGACCAGUGGUCAACGUGUCUUCUAGUAAGCAUCUUCGCACAUCAGUUGGGUUGACCGGUUUGCACCGAAACAUGGGGAAAUACAACGAUACCGAUUACACUUCAGAAGAAACCGAGAGUCUUAUCAGAGGAAAAGCUGAACGUACUCGUACAACGAAAUGGUAUUGUUCGAAAGCAGUGUGGUUGUUGAGCAUACUACUAAUUGGAGCCAUUAGCCUGUUGGUGGCUUUUGUUCAUCACGAUGCAAAGGAAUUCGCAAAGCUCACGGCCAAUUUGGGCAUGAGCAGUAUGAGCAUUAGCAACAUGGGCAUAAGCAACAUCGGUUCGAUUAAGGUGUUCACCAGACCCUUGAGGAUGAAAAAAGUGGAUUUGGCAAAUUCACUGCACAUAACGAGUAUUGCUCAAAAGAAUACUACAUUUUUGGACUUAUGUGCCCCAAAAGUUCAAUGUAACCCCAACGAAAAGUACAGGAGCUACAACGGGUCUUGUAACAAUUUUGUAAUACCGACUUACGGUGCGUCGGUCACACCGUUCCUACGUUUAAUGGAUCCCGUUUAUGCCGAUGGGAAUUCUGAUCAUUUCCGUGCCCAAAACGACGGCAUUCCUUUGCCGAAUCCCAGGCAACUUCAGCUAGAGCUGUUUUUGUACAGGGAAAAAAGAAAAACCGACGACAAUAACCAAUUUUUAAUGCCAUUCGCUCAGCUGAUGGCGCACGACAUUUCGGGCAUUCCAAACGACGUACUAUAUUAUCCGAACGGUCAAGUUAUCGACUGUUGCUCGGAAAAAGUCAACGCUAAACUAUACAGACAGUGCAACGGUACAAUUGACAUUCCCAAAGAUGACCCUGUCUACGGUCCGCAUAACAUAACGUGCAUGGGCACCGUUCGUUCGUUUACUUCUGCAAAUUAUAGUUGCCCGCUGUUCCCCACGACCUUUAUAAACCAUAACACACACUUUAUCGAUGCUUCCGAAGUGUAUGGUUCCAAUGAAAAAUCAGCGAUCGCCUUGAGAUCUAUGAGAGGCGGUAGACUGAGGUCUGAUUUGUGGAAAAACAGUCAAGAAUUUUGUCCGAUGGCAUUGAAAAGACCGAUUCAACCGGAGGGCGUAAAGGACAUAGGCAUCCAGUUUGAUACAGGCGAUGUGGCAAACGGUAACCAGAACUUGGGUAUCACGAUGAUACAGAAUAUCUUCCUGAGGUUCCACAACUUCGUGGCAUACAAACUGUCCAUGUUAAAUCCGUACUGGGAAGACGAAAGGCUGUACCAAGAGUCCCGAAGAUUAAUAAUCGCCGUCAUUCAACGUAUCGCUUACGAAGAGUUCUUGCCGAUCAUCAUUGGAAGCGAUUACCAUUCGAAAUACGGGCUAGACGAGGAAAACAUAUACGACCCGGAAGUCAAUCCGUCCACGUCACAGGAACUGUCCUCGGCCGGUUUUCGCGUACUCCACACCAUCAUACCAGAGGAAUUCAAGUUAAUUAAUGAAAAUUACACACACGAAGAGCCGAUAGUCAUCACCGAUUGGAUGGGAAAGCCGGAUCUUCUGCCGAUCGGCAAUAACUAUGAUAAACUGUUAAGAGGAUUUUUGGAAACUCCCGGUCGAGUUGCACAGCCGUCGUACAACUUUUUUAUAUCAAAUUUCAUGUUCAAUCUGGCCUAUCAACCCAGGUACACCGGAAUCGAUUUGCUGUCUAUCGACAUAAUGAGAGGUCGCGAUGUGGGUCUGCAGCCUUACAACAAGAUGAGAGAGAUGUGCGGUCUACCACUUGCUUCGGAUUUCAAAGACUUGACCGACGUGAUGCAUUUAAAGGACACAAAAAAAUUGAAAAAACUUUACCAAACGGUCGACGAUGUUGAUCUGAUGGUGGGAUUGUUGUUGGAAGAGCCACGGGACGAAGCGAUUUUAGGGCCAACGUCUUCGUGCAUAAUCGCAGAUAACUUUUAUCGAUGGAAGGCUGGGGAUCGUUUCUUUUACGAUGUCAAGGGUCAGCCAGGAAGUUUUACCACAGGGCAGCUAAAAACAAUUAAGAAAAUCGGCUUAGGUCAUGUGUUAUGUUCAUCAUCAAGUAUCGAUCACGUACAAAAAGAUGUUUUCAAGAUGGCUGAUCACAAUAUAUUUCGCAGAAGUAAAUUCUUGUGCAGCGAUGAAUACAAGCUGGACCUUUCAGAAUGGCUGGAACCUAACAAUCGUCACGGUUUAUAAUGACGGUUACUUAUAUAGUAAAAUAUAUCAAAUUUAAGAAGAAAAAAAAUGAUUAUGUACUUUCGCUUAAACGGUGGAAAAUGAUAUCGGAUAAACUCAUUAGUAACCGUAAUCGAUGAAAAAAAAAAAUCUGUUAUUGUUUAAAUAAAACAUUGUGAUUUAAGUUAA
This is a messenger RNA of Adelges cooleyi (spruce gall adelgid), 2384 nucleotides long. RefSeq names its product peroxidase-like. Gene Ontology annotation, biological process: response to oxidative stress. The transcript is spliced from 13 exons. Lineage: Eukaryota; Metazoa; Arthropoda; Insecta; Hemiptera; Adelgidae. Gene Ontology annotation, molecular function: peroxidase activity; heme binding. The coding region runs from base 90 to 2216 and encodes 708 amino acids. The record is from RefSeq and is a predicted model, not a curated record.